AUGGAGGAGGAUAAUGAGAUGGCAUUUGGUGAGGAAAAACAAGGGGACUUAGCAUGCUAUAUGACUCGGAUAAACAAUGAGUGUGCUAAAGAUUCGAGGAAGAUAGGCAUUUGUCAGAUAAGAGAUGGGAAAUCACUUAUUAGGAAACCAUUGAAACCGGCUAUUGAAGGUUUCCGACAAAUUCUUAUCUCCAGCGACUCUCCGAUCGUCUUCUCCGACGAGCCUCCGGCAAAAAUGAGUUUUUCCGGCGGACUUUUCUCCACUGUCAUCCAAGCGGCAUCCACCAUCGGUGUUGCUUCUUAG
Lactuca saligna is the source of this 303-nucleotide messenger RNA. The record is from the annotation of a GenBank genome assembly. NCBI's taxonomy places the organism in Eukaryota, Viridiplantae, Streptophyta, Magnoliopsida, Asterales, Asteraceae.